This is a messenger RNA of Tuber melanosporum (Perigord truffle), 544 nucleotides long. RefSeq lists its product as uncharacterized. Gene Ontology annotation, cellular component: U4/U6 x U5 tri-snRNP complex; U6 snRNP; Lsm1-7-Pat1 complex. Gene Ontology annotation, biological process: mRNA splicing, via spliceosome. Gene Ontology annotation, molecular function: RNA binding. Bases 159 to 413 code for a protein of 84 amino acids. The record is from RefSeq and is a predicted model, not a curated record. The transcript is spliced from 6 exons. Lineage: Eukaryota; Fungi; Ascomycota; Pezizomycetes; Pezizales; Tuberaceae.
AGGCAACACAACGAAACCCCCCAAAAAGUCCUAUCGAUAACGACGAACCUCACCCCUCAUACCCACACAAUCGCCAUUACCAACUCCCCAUAAGCAAUCAGACAACGAUUCCUACCACAACAUUCCAGACUUUCCAUCCCAACCCCCUAUAAGCAGCAAUGGCAUCUCAACUCCUCCCUCUAGAACUUGUCGAUAAAUGCGUCGGCUCAAGAAUCUGGGUGGUAAUGAAGGGUGACAAGGAAUUCAGCGGAACAUUGGUCGGCUUUGAUGACUACGUCAACAUGGUCCUAGAAGACGUAACAGAAUAUGAGAGCACCGGAGAACAAGUCAAGCUUAAAAAGAUACUCUUGAAUGGAAACAAUAUCUGUAUGUUGAUUCCUGGAGGUGACGGUCCCGGGAAUUCGGCUGCAUGAGUUAGGGGAGGGCAAUACAAGGAGGAAGAGACGGAAAAGUAGGUAAUUUUCGCUAUGAUAGGAUAUAUCGGGUAUGAUAUCCAUACGAUACUUACGACGGUACGGUUAAUACAUAAAAUACGUUUCACGUA